AUGGGCGCUCCUGCGUUUUCGCGGAUGGGGUCCUGGGCCACCUUUAAGGCAAGGCCCAGGUACCAGCCCUGGAUGUGCCGACUAGGGUGGGAGGAGCCUGGCACACCUGGAUGCCUGGGGGGGACUCAUCCAGCACGGCCAAGCCUGCCGGCGGAUUUUUUCCAGGGCACGCACCUCGCUGGCUGCCAAGGAAGAGGAAUGAUGCCCACAUCACACACACACGCCCUCGCCUCGGGCACCCAGUGGGAAAGGGCGGCACGAUCAAUGGCCCACGCCAAGCCCUGCACCGGCUCCAGCGGGCUCUGCAGUGAAAGAGAAGAAGGAAGAAGCAAAAGUCCUACUUACCUAAUUGCCAAGAAGGUCGCGCUUCGUAUGCAAAGCCAGCAUUGUUCCCGCCCCCUUGCAAAGGUGUACGUACAUGGGACCUCCCGACGUGAGAUUAUUGUGUAGUUAGUUCCUGCGCUAUCCUCCCCGAGGACGCAGGAGCCAAAGGGAACCAAUACAAAACGUGGAGAGAAUAAAGGAAAAACAGCCGAUUCUGGCCAGGCAGGCCAAUCCCCAGACCAUUAGUCCGUGGACGCGAGAGCCGAGGGCGGUGGAGCCCGAUGUCAGGUGUCCGGGUGACCACACACGCACCUCGCUUGGCCCC
This is a messenger RNA of Gaeumannomyces tritici R3-111a-1, 649 nucleotides long. RefSeq lists its product as hypothetical. The transcript has 2 exons. Lineage: Eukaryota; Fungi; Ascomycota; Sordariomycetes; Magnaporthales; Magnaporthaceae. Bases 1 to 450 code for a protein of 149 amino acids. The record is from RefSeq and is a predicted model, not a curated record.